Molecule: messenger RNA, 3283 nt
Organism: Galeopterus variegatus (Sunda flying lemur)
Lineage: Eukaryota; Metazoa; Chordata; Mammalia; Dermoptera; Cynocephalidae
Gene: TRIM9
Product: tripartite motif containing 9
Exons: 13
Coding region: 68-1645 (525 amino acids)
Molecular function (GO): protein binding
Source: RefSeq, a predicted model, not a curated record
CAAGAGAUACUGUUCUAGGAAUCUGUCCUGCAAAUCCCUCCAUCUGCAGGUGUUUGUGUGAGCAGGAAUGAGAAAACGAAGCCAGCUCUCUCAGGCGCUGAACGGACUGUCAGACAGGGCCAAAGAAGCCAAGGAGUUCCUGGUGCAGCUCCGCAACAUGGUUCAGCAGAUCCAGGAGAACAGUGUGGAGUUCGAGGCCUGUCUGGUGGCCCAAUGUGACGCCCUCAUCGACGCCCUCAACAGAAGGAAAGCGCAGCUGCUGGCCCGCGUCAACAAGGAGCAUGAGCACAAGCUGAAGGUGGUCCGAGAUCAAAUCUCUCACUGCACAGUGAAAUUGCGCCAGACCACGGGCCUCAUGGAGUACUGCUUGGAGGUGAUUAAGGAAAAUGAUCCUAGUGGCUUUUUGCAGAUUUCUGACGCCCUCAUAAGGAGAGUGCACCUGACCGAGGAUCAGUGGGGAAAAGGCACACUCACUCCCAGGAUGACCACGGACUUUGAUUUGAGUCUGGACAACAGCCCUCUGCUGCAAUCCAUUCACCAGCUCGACUUCGUGCAGGUGAAAGCUUCCUCUCCAGUCCCAGCAAUCCCUAUCCUACAGCUGGAGGAGUGUUGCACUCACAACAACAGCGCUACGCUCUCCUGGAAACAGCCGCCUCUGUCCACGGUGCCCGCCGAAGGAUACAUUCUAGAGCUGGAUGACGGCAAUGGUGGUCAGUUCCGGGAAGUAUAUGUUGGAAAAGAGACAAUGUGCACCGUGGAUGGUCUUCACUUCAACAGCACAUACAACGCUCGAGUCAAGGCCUUCAACAAAACAGGAGUCAGCCAGUACAGCAAGACCCUGGUCCUCCAAACGUCUGAGGACACAGAUUCAGAAGAACAGACCCUCCCUUUUCCAGUGCCUUCGGAAAGAUUGCCGCUCCGUAGAAUGAGUCCUUUCUCCUCCACCCUUAAUCUACAACCCAGCUUCCCCGGGAGAUCCUACUUUGAUUUCCGAUCCUCACCCCAUCAGCUGAGCUUGCAUUCCUCUUUACAGUCACUCAAUGCACCGGGAUGCAAUUUUGAGACACAAUCUGCACCUUACUCUCAAUUAGUUGACAUUAAAAAGCUGUUGGCAGUGGCCUGGUUUGCUUUUGACCCUGGCUCAGCGCACUCAGACAUCAUCUUCUCCAAUGACAACCUGACAGUGACCUGCAGUAGCUACGAUGACCGGGUGGUGCUGGGGAAGACUGGCUUCUCCAAGGGCGUCCACUACUGGGAGCUAACGAUAGAUCGCUACGACAACCACCCUGAUCCUGCCUUUGGUGUGGCCCGCAUGGACGUGAUGAAGGAUGUGAUGUUAGGAAAGGACGACAAAGCUUGGGCAAUGUAUGUGGACAAUAACCGGAGCUGGUUCAUGCACAACAACUCGCACACCAACAGAACUGAGGGAGGGAUCGCAAAAGGGGCCACAAUCGGGGUCCUCCUUGACUUAAAUAGAAAAACCUUGACGUUUUUCAUCAAUGAUGAACAGCAAGGUCCCAUAGCGUUUGAGAACGUGGAGGGCCUGUUCUUCCCUGCGGUCAGCCUGAACAGGAAUGUGCAGGUCACGCUUCACACCGGGCUCCCAGUCCCUGACUUCUACUCCAGCAGAGCAUCAAUAGCCUGAGGAUGUGCCGUGGGGGUGCCCUCUGCCUGUUCUUCCCUCGCCUGAAAGAGCCAGCGAGGAGCAGUGGGAUGCAGAGAGCCAGAGGGAGAUGAGAAGGAGAGAGAAGAGCUGCCCCUCGGGUCUUCACUCCACAGAUCUGCCCCUUCCCUCCCAGCCUUCCCUCCCAACCUCUCCACUGCCGUCAUGCCCGCGUUUGCUUCUGUGCCCAGCAUUUUUAACCAACAGAGCACAGCCCACCAUGUCACUUUGUUUCCAUUCCCAGAUUUUGCUUUUAUUUAACUUAAUUUUGUAUGUAGGUGAGCUAUAUUUCAUUUCUUUUCUGAUGAUAUUAUUGGUGACAUACUGAAUAGUAGGAAAUCAAAGCAAAAAUAAGAUCAUUACAAAUUGUUAUACAUACACAUGCUCUUCAAUUUACGAUGGGGUUAUGUACUGAUAAAUCUAGGGUAAGUCAAAAAUAUUAAGUCAAAAAUGCAUUUGAUACCCUGGUAAACCCAUCAUAAAGUUGAAAAAUCGUAAGUCAGGGACCACCUGUACUAGAAAAAAAAUAGACAAGGGUCAAAGAGGCUCACUGGCAAGAUCUUUCAGGUUCUUUAGAAUGAUGCUAAAAAUCUGCACAUUCUGGCCAUAACAUCAGAAAUGUGCCAACUUAAUGCCUUUUCAACUGUGCUAUUUUAAUUAUAAUAUCUGCUGCCAUUCAUCACAGCCCUUAUUUGGUAAAAAUUAUGUCAGCAUUCUUAUUUUUUUAAUGCUGCAAUGAUACUAAGCCUUAAAAAUGGAUGUUAAAAAAAACAAUAGUGACCAGAGGCAGAGGACCCGUUCUCAGUAAUGGGCGAUCUUAAGUCGCAGUCCACAGCAUUCACAUUCUCAGGAUAAACUCACUUGUCUCCAUGUAUACUAUCUGUGCCUGCUGCAAGUGAAAACUCAUCCACUCUGCUGCCAUUCACGAUCUAACUUCCUGGAGUAGUUGAAAUUAUGUUUGGAAAACAUGAAAUUGUAUGUCAUUACUAUGACCGACAGCAGAAUAACAACACUUAAUACUUCCAUAUAGAGAUAGGCUUAUACAGAUGUUAACCCUUUAGAUUCUUUAGUUUGAUAUGAAAUUUUAGAAAAUGUAAGACCCAGAAAGAAGUUCUGAUUAGUUGUCUAAAUAUUUUCCAGUGAGCCAAGAAAUUCACCAUAAAAAAACAGAAUAACAAAUAGAAGAGAUAGGAUGGGAAACCUAAAAAAUUAAAGUUUGACAAAAAGUAAUAUAUAUAAAUAGCUAAUUAUUUACUUUUGUGCUUACUUUAUUUAGGCUACUUCUAUCAGUUGCAAUGUUUUUCUAGUUAAGUGUAUCUAAUUUAUUGAAUGGGUGCUAUUCUGUUUUGUCCUUCUUAGUUUUCCUUGGCUACAGAAAAACUCUGUUGCAGGGCAACACUAGUUUGAUAUUUGAUUUACUUUCCAAUGAGACUCGAUGGCUGGGCCGCUGUAAACUCAUAGUUACUCUUGUUCUUUAUUAAAUUCAUCCUGCUAAUUAGAUUUCUAGUGACUUGUAACACGUAGUUUACAUUGAAUUGCAAUUAUAGAUGCAUACAGCUACUGUACUAGGAAAAUGUUAUUUCUGGUGUGCCAAUAAAAGAUUUUUAUGAGAAAACGAAA